This is a messenger RNA of Morone saxatilis (striped sea-bass), 1661 nucleotides long. It is a transcript of the gene loxl5a, whose product is annotated as lysyl oxidase-like 5a. Lineage: Eukaryota; Metazoa; Chordata; Actinopteri; Moronidae. The record is from RefSeq and is a predicted model, not a curated record. The coding region runs from base 54 to 1661 and encodes 535 amino acids. Gene Ontology annotation, molecular function: protein-lysine 6-oxidase activity; copper ion binding. Gene Ontology annotation, biological process: peptidyl-lysine oxidation. The transcript has 6 exons.
GUUAAUGUCUCAGUGUUGGAGCUCUUCGGAUAGAGACACCAUCGCCUUGAGCCAUGGAAAAGUUUGUGCUUGUAUUCAUUUUUCUACUAGAUGUUCUGUGUUUGGGUACCGGUCAGCACCAUUUACGCACACGUGCCGGACCUUGGAGACAACGGAUUCAGUGGGAGAAUAACGGUCAGGUGUACAGUUUAUUGAGCACGGGGACUCAAUAUCGCUCACCUGCGCAGGUCAGAAGGCGAACUCAGCUUUUAUUGACAACUAAAAACACUUUUAACCGACUUCACCCUCCUGUUGCGCCCAGUAGAUCCACCAGAACCAGAUCUGGACUCCCCGAGGACGCAACUGGGGGUUACUCUCAACAAAACGACGUCAGCCAAAUGGACGCGUCGAUUCUUGGUGCGGAUGCGGGUCCGUAUUUACUCGCGUCUGGACGACCCGGGACACUCAGUCAGUCCCCACCGCGCAUCGCAACCACAGGAGAAGUUGUGGCUGUGGGAUACCGUUCACAGCAUGCACCGUCUAACGACAGUGCUCCAGCUUUCACCACCAUUCAGGAGUUCUCCGGCAGCGGAGUCCCGAGAGGAGGUCGGAGUACACCUGGAGAUGACGCUGGCGCACAACGGGCCACUGCCUCACCUGUAAGAUCACCCGACUUUACGCACAGGCGUGGCGGCACGACAAGAUCUGAGAGCACGGAGUCAACUGUCACAGGCGGAUGGCCCACGAUGGCCGAGGAUAGUGGGAAUACACGUCGCGUCCCAGCGCAAACCAGUUUAGGUCAAAGAGCGCACUCACUGACCAGAAUCACACCGGAGUCAAAUGUUUCUCCCACAGCGCUUUCCAGUAACUCCGUAGAAAUACACUUUCCUCGUCCAAGGCCCGACUCAACCCGGACUACGGACACGAGUGACCCACGAGAUCCGCACAGUAUUCAUCACAGAAACUCAGUUUUCUACGAUGUUUACCCACCAGACCGCAGAAACAGGAUCACCGUGCGCCCGGCACCUGGACCGGGAUAUGGCACCAGGUUCUUCCACAAUGGUCUCCCAGACUUGGUUCCUGACCCUUAUUACAUCCAAGCUGCCUCUUACAUCCAGAGGGUGCAGAUGUACGCACUUCGCUGUGCUGCUGAAGAGAACUGUCUUUCCAGGUCUGCGUAUCAUCCGAGUGUGAGGGACCUCGACUACAGAGUCCUGCUGCGGUUCCCACAGCGUGUAAAGAACCAAGGAACAGCAGACUUCCUCCCAGUGAAGCCCAGACAUGAGUGGGAAUGGCAUAGCUGUCACCAGCAUUACCACAGUAUGGAGGCCUUUAGUAACUAUGACUUGCUGGACGUCUCCACUGGACAGAAGGUUGCAGAGGGACAUAAGGCCAGUUUCUGUCUGGAGGACACGUCCUGUGACCCGGGAAUACGACGACGCUUCGCCUGCACAGUUCAUACACAGGGGCUCAGUCCUGGUUGCUACGAUACGUAUCACGCCAACAUCGACUGCCAGUGGAUCGACAUCACUGAUGUACCGCCUGGAAACUACAUACUCAAGGUGACAGUGAACCCCUCUCAGCUGGUUCAGGAGUCAGAUUUCUCCAACAAUGAGGUGCUCUGCGACAUCAGGUACACAGGAAGCUACGUCCAGGCAAGAAACUGCAGGAUCACUGUGUAA